AUGGCGGAGUAUUUAGAAACCGUUAAAGAGUCUGCUGAAUUUUCCAAGUUAUUGAAUGACUUUAAAAGUCAGCUGAUUGUUGUUCACUUUGCUGCUAACUGGGCACCACAAUGUAAACAGAUAAAUGAUGUGCUCACAGAGUUGAGUAAGAACACCAAAAACACAAAAAUAGUUCAGCUUGAAGCAGAAAAUGUUCCAGAAAUAUCACAGAAGUAUGAAAUUGUUGCUGUUCCAACAGUUGUAUUUUUUAAGAAUGGUGAAAAAGUAGAUAGAUUAGAUGGUGCUAAUGUGGCUGAAUUAAGUAAAAAAGUUUCUAAAUGGUCAAGUGGAUCACAAGUUGUUACAUCAGAACCACCCAAACAAGAUCUAAACACCAGGUUAAAGAAUUUGAUAAAUCAAGCUAAUGUCAUGUUAUUUAUGAAAGGAUCACCACGAGAACCUAAAUGUGGGUUCAGCAGACAGAUAAUACAGAUAUUAAAUGAUAAUCAGAUUGAGUUUGGUUAUUUUGAUAUAUUAACAGAUGAUGAUGUCAGACAAGGUUUAAAGAAGUAUUCAGACUGGCCAACAUACCCUCAACUGUAUCAUAAUGGUGAAUUGCUAGGUGGCCUAGAUAUAAUCAAAGAAUUAGUGGAAUCCAAUGAAUUAUGUAGCACUUUAGGUGUACAAGACAAACCUAGUUUAAAUGAAAGAUUAAAGUCUAUAAUCAACUUAGCCCCAGUGAUGAUAUUUAUGAAAGGUAAUCCAGAAACACCUAAAUGUGGUUUUAGUAGAACAUUGGUAGAUUUAUUAAAUUCUGAAAGUAUUAAAUAUAAAACAUUUGAUAUCCUAAGUGAUGAGGAAGUCCGGCAAGGAUUAAAGAAGUAUUCUGAUUGGCCAACGUAUCCUCAGGUUUAUGUGAAAGGUGAUUUGAUUGGUGGAUUAGACAUCAUUAAAGAGUUAAAAGAAGGUGGUGAAUUACAGAGUACAUUUAAUCCUGAAUGAAUAUUGAUAACAAUGAUUGUAAACAAUAACAAUAAACAAAUACUAUACUCA
Molecule: messenger RNA, 1032 nt
Organism: Lottia gigantea (owl limpet)
Lineage: Eukaryota; Metazoa; Mollusca; Gastropoda; Lottiidae
Exons: 10
Coding region: 1-981 (326 amino acids)
Source: RefSeq, a predicted model, not a curated record